AUGGAGACAGGGUGUUACUCAUUGGCAGAAUUGCUGGCCGUCGCUAAGACUCAUCCCUUUUACAACACUGAUAUCGAGUACCCCGCCGAUGCAGUUACGAUCCAGAAACUUCGGGAGUUGGUCAUUGACCAGAAAACGCAACCCAAUAUCCAACGGCAGCCAUUGCUUGACAAGAGAACAUUGUACAAAAUAAUUAAACGGCUUACGCAUGACGUGAGCCCGCGGAAUACCUAUCGUCAGAGUUCCUACAUGAGCAUCACUGGCGGGGGCUCUGGCGGGGUUCCCAUGAUGUUCGCCGUAGAUGUGCACGAAAAUCGGAGACAGAGGGCUCAAAUGGGAAAUUUUCUCAAACUGUGCGGUGUCAUUGAGCCUGGAGAUUGGGUUUUGUCCAUUCAUUUGGCGGGAGGAUUUUACAGGUCCCUGGAUCUCACAACGGAAAUCAUGGAAAAUGCGGGAGCCACCGUUCUCAGCGCCGGAAGCUACAUGCCGCCCGCGGAGAUUACUAAAGCUCUAGUCGACUACCAUGUCAACGUGCUCACCGGGGACGGCAGUCAGGUUGUGCAAGCUGUCUAUCAUGUCUCCAUGAUGGCGCAGGAGGAUCGCGAAUGCAUCAGACUCAACAAAAUUAUUUAUACGUCAGAGCCUCUAACCGGUCCCCAGAGAGCGUUUAUCAAAGCCAUUCUGGGUGACGUUAAAAUCUUCUCCGUCAUGGGGAGCGCGGAAGCGGGCCCUUGGGCCAUUAGCAGCCCUGACCUAACGGGAGAGGAGAGUCUUACCAGUAGCAGCACCGACUUCAUUGUUGACACACGAAACACCCUGCUCGAGAUCGUUUCUCCCUCCGUCAUAGAUGGUGCAUAUUCUGAUUCGGAUCCACCUUCUUACGGAGAACCGGGCCUCAUUGUGCUGACAUCUCUUCAACGACUGCGCAAUCCGCUGGUACGCUACAUCACUGGUGAUAUUGGAUCCAUCCAUCCGCUCCCAGAUACGGCCUUUCCUUUAAUUCCAGAGACAGAUAGGCAGCAUCUGUGUGUGUUGCGCAUGCAAGGUCGCGACCACCGCUUUAGCUUCAAGUGGUAUGGCGCUUAUUUCGAGUUCGAGAUGAUUGACGCCUUUAUGCGAGCAAGAGAACACGGAAUUCUGCAGUGGCAAAUCAUAUUAGCCCGACUUGAGACAACGCCGCAGUCGACUCUGGAAAUUCGUUUGCUUCGAUCCCCUCCGCGGGACGAAGUCCUGUCUGUUGACGCUCUUACAGAACGCUUGCAGGCUUUCUUUCUUAUCUUUCCUGAGAAUGACCAUCUGUCACGAAUUGUGUUUCUGGAUAGUCUCGAAGGAUUCGAGCGGAGCAUUACCGCCGGAAAAGUGAUCAAAUUUGUGGACCGUUGGAAUAAGUAG
Molecule: messenger RNA, 1392 nt
Organism: Penicillium hordei
Lineage: Eukaryota; Fungi; Ascomycota; Eurotiomycetes; Eurotiales; Aspergillaceae
Exons: 3
Coding region: 1-1392 (463 amino acids)
Source: RefSeq, a predicted model, not a curated record